Molecule: messenger RNA, 1484 nt
Organism: Daphnia pulicaria
Lineage: Eukaryota; Metazoa; Arthropoda; Branchiopoda; Diplostraca; Daphniidae
Product: xylose isomerase-like
Exons: 10
Coding region: 89-1399 (436 amino acids)
Biological process (GO): carbohydrate metabolic process
Molecular function (GO): xylose isomerase activity
Source: RefSeq, a predicted model, not a curated record
AUUCAGAAGUUUCGAAUAGUUGCUAGAUAGACGGCGAACGCACCCAUAUUAAUUAGGUCUGUAACAAGAGGCUCCGUUUUUUUACAAAAUGAGCUUCUUUAAUGAUGUCCCUCAAAUAGUUUUUAACCCGGAUGCGAACGUCGAUGAAACGCUGUGCUUCAAAUUCUACAAUGCAACUGAAAUCAUUUUGGGCCGCUCGAUGGAAGAAUGGCUUCGAUUCUCAGUCUGUUUUUGGCAUUCUUUCAGAGGAACAGGAGCUGAUCCGUUCGGUCAAGCAACUAUUAAGCGAAAUUGGGACGACGGCACAGAAACGAUAGAAAACUACAAACGCCGUCUAGAAGCAGCAUUCGAAUUUUUCACAAAACUAGGCGUCAAAUAUUGGACAUUCCACGAUCGAGAUAUUUCACCUGAGGGUCAGACACUGGAAGAGACGAAUAGAAACCUUGAUGAGAUGUCUGACUUGGCUUUGAAUUUACAGCGUCAAACUGGCGUUCAAUUAUUGUGGAAUACUUGCAAUCUCUUUGCUCAUCCACGCUAUUCCAACGGAGCGGCUACCAACCCUAAUGCGCAUGUUUUCGCAUAUGCAGCAGCUCAAGUCAAGAAAGGUUUGGAAAUAGGCCAAAAAUUGGGCGCCAAGAAUUUCGUCUUUUGGGGUGGCCGUGAAGGUUACAGUUCACUUCUAAACACGGAUCUAAACUUGGAAAUGUCCAACAUGGCAAAUUUCCUACGUAUGGCCCUUGUUUACAAGAAGAAGAUUGGUUUUGAAGGACAGCUACUUAUCGAGCCGAAACCCAAAGAACCUACUCGACAUCAGUACGACUACGACGCUCAAACUGUGAUGUCAUUUUUGCGUCAGUUCAAUCUCCAAAAUGAUUUCAAACUGAACAUUGAACCCAAUCACACCACUCUGGCUGGGCAUGGAUACGAGCAUGACGUCGUUAUGGCUUCCACGUUCGGGAUUUUGGGAUCCAUCGAUGCCAACACAGGAUCACCGGAUCUCGGUUGGGAUACGGAUCAGUUCCCCAUGGAUAUUCGAGCCUGCACAGCUGUGAUGCUCCAAGUGAUUCGACAGGGCGGCGUUCAGCCUGGAGGAUUGAAUUUCGAUGCCAAAGUGCGCCGAGAGUCGACUAAUACUAAAGAUUUAUUCAUAGCUCACAUCGCAGCCAUGGAUUCGUUCGCCCGUGGACUACGUAAUGCAUCAAAAAUCGUGGAAGAUGGAAUUAUGGCUAGACACUUGAAGGCGCGGUACAUUUCUUUCGAAUCGGGAUUUGGCCUUAAAAUAUCCAAUGGACUGACUGAUUUGGAAGAGUGCGAGGAGUUUAUCCAUCAGCACGGAGAACCGGAAAUGAUUUCGGGACAACAGGAACAUUGUGAGGCAAUCUUUAAUCGUUAUUUGUAAAAGGUUUCUAGAUUUUUAGAUAGACCGGCUGUCACUUUCCUGUCCAACUAUUAAAUGUCGAAUAAACGACAACGUUUAGUUAGUA